AUGACAGAAGGGCAGCUCUCUAAUGCAGAUUUCAGUGUCACUGUUGGAAAAGUUGAGACAGCAUUUCGUGCUCUUGGCCUGCCUACGGCUAAUAUCCAAGCUGUAAGUAAGCAGAAAAGUUUUCCAACCGAUGAGCUGCACAAUGUGAAGACAAGUAAUCAGAAACUUACUCAAGACCUUCAGACGAAAGUCGCCGAACUUCAAGACAAAGAUACUAAAUUGCAGGAGAAAGAUGUGGCACUUCAGGAAGAAAAAAAUAAGUUACAAGAGAAACAUGCCAAGCUUCAGGAUAAGGAAGUAGAGCUUCAAGAAAAUAAAGAGAGGCUUAAAACUACGGAAGAACAGCGCAAGGUCUUUGAAGAGCAACUACAACGUGAAGUACAACCAUUUUGCGUCCUUCCACCCAGACCUCCCCAUGUGAUUGCAUGUCGAGAUUGUGAUGUUGCUAAAGUAACACAGAGGCUGUUAAAGUUAAGAAAGGCUAGCGAGAACAAUUUAAGUUAUUGUUAUAUUACAGGAAAUCCCGGGAGUGGCAAAUCCCAGCUGGCUGGACUGGUUGCCGAAAAUUUCUACAAAGAAGCACGGAAAGACACGAGUGCUCCGUCAUUUGUUAUGACUUUAAAUGCUGAAAACUUAGAAUCACUUUUAGCAUCAUACUUGUCACUGGCAAGAAAAAUAAGCUGUCCAGCGUAUACUAUAACUGCCACCGAAAACUCAAAAGAUUUAAAUAUUGAAGAGAAGAUAGCCAUUAUCAAAGAUUUGAUUACGACAAAAAUUCACCUUUACUCAUCUUGGUUCUUGGUGAUUGACAAUGUCACAAAUCUGGCUAGAAUGGGUCAGUUUCUUCCUAAGCGUGGAAAUGAGCAUUGGAGCAAAGGCCAGCUGCUAAUCACAACGCAGGAUUGUUCCUGUAUCCCUCCUGAGAGUCCAUUCACAUCCCACCUUUCCAUAAGCAAAGGCAUGAACGACAUUGACGCUGUCGAACUUCUAUUCGAGCUCACUGGAAUCACAGACGAUGGUAUGGGGAAAAAGGUAGCACGCGCUUUGGAUUACCAGCCACUUGCACUAGCCAGCGCAGGAAUCUACGUGAGAAAGGUACGAAAAACCGAUCCAGACUUUGGCUGGGAAGGGUACUUGAAAAAACUGGAAAAAGGGAAACGUGAACGUACUGAAGAAGAACUUACCAAAGUAAACAAUAUCUACCCGGACUCUAUGACAGAAGCGAUUAGGAUAGCCAUUCAAGCGGAAAUUGAUUCUAAUAAAAUAAUGAAGCAUGUUUUCACUUUCCUUGCUUUUUGUGCACCAGAGCCAGUAAGGCUACACCUGUUGACCACUUACGUUGUAAAUGCUGAUGGAGAGUUGGAUCAAGAGGAAAUAGACAUUCAGAUCCAAGGGUCCUCCUUGCUGUUAAUCGAAAAUGAGGAUGAUGUCUUCAUUCGUUUGCAUAAUGUAGUAUACACUAUUGCCAAGAAUUUAGUUAAAGAAGAAAUGCACCAAGCUGAUGAACAUGUCCGAGUUGUUUGUGUUGCGGUGGAGUCAUUUAGUAAGUUUAUAAAAGAAGCAAUACCAAAGAUCCUGCAAAGUGGAGAUUCUGUGUGUGAAAGUAGGCAUAUUGUUCCACACUUGAGAACUCUAACUGCCGAAACUAAAAAUAUUUUCUUUACUACAGAGAAAUUCGGUUUUAUCAAAAUCACUAUUGAAGAAUUAUGUAUAACUGUGUAUGACUUUCUCGCGCUUGGUCGUGUUUGCCAUUCCAAUAGUGAGUACCAAUCAGCAAUGGACUAUUUCAGUGUAGCUUUAAAACUCAGCGAAGACAAAGAGAACAAGACAAUGCCUAAUCACUUAGAAGAAGCGGUAAUAAUCCAGAACAUGGGUAUCCUACACCACGACUUGGGUGACCAUCAACAGGCUAAGGAGUAUUAUGAACGUGUCCUUUCCAUUCAAUUGAAAACGCUUGGACCCGACCAUGUUGACGUCGCGGACACUUACCAUAACAUGGGUAUCCUACAUAACGACUUGUGUGACCAUCAACAGGCUAAGGAGUAUUAUGAACGUGCCCUGUCCAUACAAUUGAAAAAGCUGGGACCCGACCAUGUUGACGUCGCACUUACGUACCAUAACAUGGGUGCCCUUCAUAAAAACUUGGGUGACCAUGAAGAGGCUAAGGAGUAUUAUGAACGUGCCCUGUCCAUACAAUUGAAAAAGCUUGGACCCGACCAUGUUGACGUCGCACUUACCUACCAUAACAUGGGUAUCCUACAUCACCACUUGGGUGACCAUGAACAGGCUAAGGGUUAUUAUGAACGUGCCCUGUCGAUACAAUUGAAAAAGCUUGGACCCGACCAUGUUGACGUCGCACGUACGUACCAUAGCAUGGGUACCCUACAGAAAGACUUGGGUGACCAUCAACAGGCUAAGGAGUAUUAUGAACGUGCCCUGUCCAUACAAUUGAAAAAGCUUGGACCCGACCAUGUUGACGUCGCGUGUACGUACCAUAACAUGGGUGUCCUACAUAAAGUUUUGGGUGACCAUGAACAGGCUAAGGAGUAUUAUGAACGUGCCCUGUCCAUACAAUUGAAAAAGCUUGGACCCGACCAUGUUGACGUCGCACUUACGUACCAUAACAUGGGUAUCCUACAUAAAGACUUGGGUGACCAUCAACAGGCUAAGGAGUAUUAUGAACGUGCCCUGUCGAUACAAUUGAAAAAGCUUGGACCCGACCAUGUUGACGUCGCAAGUACGUACUAUAACAUGGGUAUCCUACAUAAAGACUUGGGUGACCAUCAACAGGCUAAGGAGUAUUAUGAACGUGCCCUGUCCAUACAAUUGAAAAAGCUUGGACCCGACCAUGUUGACGUCGCACGUACGUACCAUAACAUGGGUACGCUACAGAAAGACUUGGGUGACCAUGAACAGGCUAAGGAGUAUUAUGAACGUGUCCUUUCCAUACAAUUGAAAACGCUUGGACCCGACCAUGUUGACGUCGCGGACACUUACCAUAACAUGGGUAACCUACAUAACGACUUGUGUGACCAUCAUCAGGCUAAGGAGUAUUAUGAACGUGCCCUGUCGAUACAAUUGAAAAAGCUUGGACCCGACCAUGUUGACGUCGCACUUACGUACCAUAACAUGGGUGCCCUUCAUAAAAACUUGGGUGACCAUGAAGAGGCUAAGGAGUAUUAUGAACGUGCCCUGUCCAUACAAUUGAAAAAGCUUGGACCCGACCACGUUCACGUCGCACUUACCUACCAUAACAUGGGUAUCCUACAUCACCACUUGGGUGACCAUGAACAGGCUAAGGGUUAUUAUGAACGUGCCCUGUCGAUACAAUUGAAAAAGCUUUAACCCGACCAUGUUGACGUCGCACGUACGUACCAUAGCAUGGGUACCCUACAGAAAGACUUGGGUGACCAUCAACAGGCUAAGGAGUAUUAUGAACGUGCCCUGUCCAUACAAUUGAAAAAGCUUGGACCCGACCAUGUUGACGUCGCGUGUACGUACCAUAACAUGGGUGUCCUACAUAAAGUUUUGGGUGACCAUGAACAGGCUAAGGAGUAUUAUAAACGUGCCCUGUCCAUACAAUUGAAAAAGCUUGGACCCGACCAUGUUGACGUCGCACUUACGUACCAUAACAUAGGUAUCCUACAUAAAGACUUGGGUGACCAUCAACAGGCUAAGGAGUAUUAUGAACGUGCCCUGUCCAUACAAUUGAAAAAGCUUGGACCCGACCAUGUUGACGUCGCACUUACGUACCAUAACAUAGGUAUCCUACAUAAAGACUUGGGUGACCAUCAACAGGCUAAGGAGUAUUAUGAACGUGCCCUGUCCAUACGCCUGAAAAAGCUUGGACCCGAACAUGUUGACGUCGCACUUACGUACCAUAACAUGGGUACCCUACAUAAAGACUUGGCUGACCAUGAAGAGGCUAAGGAGUAUUAUGAACGUGCCCUGUCCAUACAAUUGAAAAAGCUUGGACCCGUCCAUGUUGACGUCGCACUUACGUAUCAUAACAUGGGUAUCCUACAUCACCACUUGGGUGACCAUGAACAGGCUAAGGGGUAUUAUGAACGUGCCCUGUCCACACAAUUGAAAAAGCGUGGACCCGACCAUCUUGACGUCGCACUUACGUGCCAUAACAUGGGUGCCCUACAUAAAGACUUGGGUGACCAUGAACAGGCUAAGGAGUAUUAUGAACGUGCCCUGUCCAUACAAUUGAAAAAGCGUGGACCCGACCAUGUUGACGUCGGACGUACGUACCAUGACAUGGGUACCCUACAGAAAGACUUGGGUGGCCAUGAAGAGGCUAAGGAGUAUUAUGAACGUGCCCUGUCCAUACAAUUGAAAAAGCUUGGACCCGACCAUGUUGACGUCGCUCGUACGUACCAUAACAUGGGUAUCCUACAUCACCACUUGGGUGACCAUGAACAGGCUAAGGGGUAUUAUGAACGUGCCCUGUCCAUACGAUUGAAAAAUCUUGGACCCGACCAUGUUGACGUCGCACGUACGUACCAUAACAUGGGUACCCUUCAUGAAGACUUGGGUGACCAUGAAGAGGCUAAGGAGUAUUAUGAACGUGCCCUGUCCAUACAAUUGAAAAAGCUUUAA
Molecule: messenger RNA, 4605 nt
Organism: Porites lobata
Lineage: Eukaryota; Metazoa; Cnidaria; Anthozoa; Scleractinia; Poritidae
Source: the annotation of a GenBank genome assembly